Bufo bufo (common toad) is the source of this 4416-nucleotide messenger RNA. RefSeq names its product PHD finger protein 8 (gene PHF8). Gene Ontology annotation, biological process: protein demethylation; regulation of transcription by RNA polymerase II. The record is from RefSeq and is a predicted model, not a curated record. The transcript has 22 exons. Gene Ontology annotation, molecular function: histone demethylase activity; transcription coregulator activity. NCBI's taxonomy places the organism in Eukaryota, Metazoa, Chordata, Amphibia, Anura, Bufonidae. Bases 355 to 3363 code for a protein of 1002 amino acids.
GGGGAGGAGCUAGUAGGCUAAUGGCGUCGCGAAGGCCUCAGUCCCCUAUGCCGCGGUUUCCGCGGGGCCAGUCUGGAUUAGGCCGCACUCCACUCGACCCCUGACCGGCUGCAGCUCUCCUCACCCCGCGGCCGCUUCUCUCCACCUCCCCCCUCCGGUCUGACCGCCGCUGGAGUAUUGGCGCCUCCGCCGCGCCAGGCCUGGGCCUCAGGGUUCUCCACAAUCUUCGUUUCAUGAGAACCAUUGACUGGUAGCAGAGAAUUUACCACGUUGCCUGGACUGUCGAUGCGCCCUCCCCCCACCGAGUGGCGAUAAAGAGGGCCCCCCUGCCACCCUCUGUGGUGACCAGCCAGCAUGGCGUCUGUUCCAGUCUACUGCUUGUGCCGUCUGCCCUAUGACGUGACCCGCUUUAUGAUCGAAUGUGAUGUCUGCCAAGACUGGUUCCACGGCAGCUGUGUUGGUGUGGAGGAGGAAAGCGCCUCAGAGAUCGACCUGUAUCAUUGUCCGAACUGCCAGAUCACUCACGGGCCGCCAGUCAUGAAGAAAAGACGAAAUCCUAAGCCAGAUCCUGCCGUGAACAAGGAGGUGGGGAAGCCGGUGCAGACCGGAAGCGCAGGCUUCAUCAAGGAGCUUCGGAGCAGGAAUUUCCCAAGUGCAGAGGAGGUGAUCCUGAAGCCGCAGGCAGCUCAGCUAACCGUGGAGUAUUUGGAGGAGAACAGCUUCAGCGUUCCCAUCCUGGUUCUGAAAAAAGAUGGACUCGGCAUGACCCUUCCCCCGCCCUGUUUCACAGUAAACGAUGUUGAGUACUAUGUGGGGGGAGAGAAGGAGAUUGAUGUCAUUGACGUGACGAGGCAGGCCGACAUGAAGAUGAAGCUGAAGGAUUUUGUGAAAUAUUACAAUGGCCCCAAAAGGGAGAAAGUGCUGAACGUCAUCAGCUUGGAGUUCUCGGAGACGAGGUUAUCGAACCUUGUGGAAACUCCCAAAAUUGUCCGCAAAUUGUCCUGGGUUGAGAACUUGUGGCCGGAGCAGAGUGUCUUUGAGAGACCGAAUGUCCAGAAAUACUGCCUGAUGGGCGUCAAGGACAGUUACACAGAUUUCCACAUAGACUUUGGGGGCACCUCUGUCUGGUACCACGUGUUAAAGGGAGAAAAGAUUUUCUACUUGAUCCAGCCAACCAAGACUAACCUGGCCUUGUUUGAAUGCUGGAGCAGCUCCUCUAACCAGAAUGAAAUGUUCUUUGGCGAUCAGGUGGACAAUUGUUACCGGUGUCCAGUUAAACAGGGGCACACGCUCUUCAUACCCACAGGGUGGAUCCACGCUGUGCUCACUCCGGUGGACUGUUUAGCUUUUGGAGGAAACUUUCUGCACAGUCUAAACAUUGCCAUGCAGCUCAGAGCAUAUGAAAUCGAGAAGAGGUUGAGUACGGCCGAUCUCUUUAAGUUUCCAAAUUUUGAGUCUAUUUGUUGGUACGUGGGGAAGCAUUUACUGGAUACAUUUAGAGGUCUGAGAGAGAACAGAAGACACCCUGCAUCUUAUUUACUGCAUGGAGCCAAGGCCCUGAACACUGCGUUCAAAGUUUGGACCAAGAAGGAGGCAAUUAUGGAUCAUGAGGAAGAGAUUCCAGAGACCAUCAUCACUGUACAGCUGAUCAAGGACUUGGAUCGCGAAGUCAAACUUAUGGAGGAUAUCUUCCAUCAAAACAUUGAGAAAACUGGGAAUCUGUUGGGUAUGACUCGAAGUCCCAUCACUGGUACGUCCACUCCUGUCAUGUCACUGCUGGCCAAGAGCUCCAAGAAGAAAAUUUUCAAAACCAAGGAACUGUUAAGGAAAGGGGGAAGGAUUCAUCUGGAGGAUGACUUGAGCUCAGAGCUUUCUGACAUGCAGGGGAAUACCUUGAUGCCCAAGGAAGAAAUGACCGACGAUGACUUGGACAUGGAUGAUCUUGAUGAAAAGCCCGAUGGCUGCCUACUGGAUUCAGAAUUAACUGAGAGCAAACUGCGACUGGUCCUGGCCAAUGGUGUAAAUCUGAGUGGCAAAAAGAUUCGUGUAGGAGCAGGAAGUCGGCGUCAGGGAUUAGUCCCAAAAACCCCUAAAAGUGAAACUAUGGAUCCAGAACUUUCUCCCAGUGACCCCUUCUUCAUGGACUCUGAAGAAGACCUUCAAAUUGAUGAGAGCCCACGCAAAGAGAGAAAGCUGGCUCCUCCAAAAAGAAAGCUCCAUAAGUUCCCACGGAAACUCCCAAGAGCGAAGCCGUGUUCAGACCCUAAUCGGGUGAGGGAGCCUGGAGAGCUGGAGUUUGACGUGGAGGAAGAUUAUACCACAGAUGAGGAGAUGGGAGAAGCCGAUGAAGACCAACUUGGCGCAAGCAGCGGAGGAAUAUUAGACCUUCUAAAGGCUAGUCGACAGGUCGGAGGCCCAGACUACUCUGAGAUUGAUGAAGCUCCUGCGUCUCCGAGCACCCAAGAAGCUAUCCAGGGCAUGCUCUGCAUGGCAAAUCUGCAAGCUGCCGCCUCCUCCUCUACGCCCUCUAAUCUGCAAGCUUGGUGGGCAUCGGGUCAAGAGGGUGGGGCUUCCGGAAACCUACCACAAGGCGUAAAAGUUGCAGGGAGCAACAAGGCUGGCAGCAAUGGUACCAGCGGAGGAACGGCAAACAGUAGAGUUAUUCUGAGGCCAGGAAAGAGGCCGGUAAGACGACCAGCACAUCGCAGCAUGGACAGUGAGGAUGACGACGAUAGUGCAGAUGAGCAGGAGACCCUGGGAGCAUGCUUCAAAGACUCAGAGUACAUUUACCCUUCUCUGGAGUCAGAUGAUGAUGACCCAGCCCUGAGGUCACGUCCCAAGAGAAAGAAGCAGACCGACGACGCUCCAUGGAACCCAAAAGCUCGCGUCACUCCAACACUUCCUAAACAGGCUCGGCCGGUUCGUGAGGGGACACGUGUGGCCUCGGUGGAGACGGGGUUAGCGGUGGCUGCAGCAAGGCUCUCUCAGCAGGAGCAACAGAAAUCUCAGAAGAAAAAGGUCGCCACUAAGAAGAAGCCGCCAAGUGAACCUGAACCUCCAGCUGUCCCAUCUGAACCAGAGCCGCCGCCUCCUCCGCCAGAGCCACAGGUUGAGGUCUUCUCUGGCAGUCUUGUGGAUCACGAAUACACAGCAGGACCCAAUAUAUUUGGCAUGGCUCAGGUUAACCGAGGCACUACCCCUAUGGCACCAGGUGUCUUCCUAUCCCACCGGCGGCUUUCUGCUACCUCUCCAACCAGUCAAGUAGUUCAGGGGAAGAGACCCAAGAAAGGCUUGGCCACUGCAAAACAGCGACUGGGCAAGAUCUUGAAGAUCCACAGGAAUGGAAAGCUGCUUCUGCUGUGACCUCCUUCCCUCAACUCUUGGUUGUCCCUCCAGCUGAGUAGACUUUUGUAGGGCCAUGGGACAAAACCCUCAGAAAGCAGAGCUGUCUUGCCCCCAAGCUGUGCUCAACACUUAUUUUUUUUAUUUUUAAGAACUACAUAUAAACAUUACAUAUUUUACAGAGAAACAAACCAAAAUGGCAGGCUGGACCCCAUGCUGUGGGCGUAGCAGCUAAACUUCAUCCUCCGCCCUGGUGUGGGCUUUCUUCCAUGAUGGUCACUGGUUUCACAUUAGAACAUAGAGUGAGAAUCACGUGAAAGGUGACAACACUUUUUAGCUUGCAACAUGGCCUUUGGGAUGAGUUUUAGGACGUGGAGAUGUUUUAAACAAGGGGCUAGUAGAACAAGAUCAAAAAUGGAUAUUUAUCUCUACCGGCCCUCAUCCAAACUGUGUGUCCUUCCUCUUGCUUCUCUCCUCACAUCACUAAAAAUCAUGAUUUUAUGAAGGUUUUUUUUUUUUUUAAACAAAAUACUGUACUCAGCACUUGGACUGGUCUGAAGAUUGUAAAAGGCAUCAAUGUCUUGUGGUUUCUUACGGGAGGACAUGGGGGCUGGACUUCUGGCCUCUCCUUGUCCAACCUGCCUUCCAUAAACAUAUUCCCCCCCCAUUUUUAAAUGCAGAUGGACAGUGUCUGGGUAAAAGGGAACUCUUACAGCAGCAUCACAAGCACUCCUAUGUCCCCUUCGUAUUUCCUCUCCAGUAAUGGGCGCAGAAGAAUGAAACCUCUCCAGCUUACCAUUUUUGGGAGACAGAAUAUGGACGGGACCCUGGAUCACAGCCACAUCCUGAAAAGAUUAUUAUUAUUUUUUUUAAUCAAUGUCAUUUGCUUUCUCUGAUAUCCGUUUGCAGUGCGGUAAUAUGAAGAAGGUUUGCUCGUGCAGCGGGGUCUAGAUUUAUGCCACAUUACAAUAUCUGCAGCAGGCAAACAGCAUCACCAUUCUGCAGCCCCCGUGGGAUCGUACUAAUUAAUUAGAACCAAGUUGUGUUCAUUGUUAAUGGUCAUCAUUAUCUGAU